Molecule: messenger RNA, 680 nt
Organism: Colossoma macropomum (tambaqui)
Lineage: Eukaryota; Metazoa; Chordata; Actinopteri; Characiformes; Serrasalmidae
Product: microfibril-associated glycoprotein 4-like
Exons: 5
Coding region: 144-665 (173 amino acids)
Biological process (GO): elastic fiber assembly
Source: RefSeq, a predicted model, not a curated record
UGAGGGUCCAGCAGGGUUUAAAAGCUUUCGAGUAUGAACACUUGUCUAAUGUGAAAAGCAACACCUUACAAGUCCAGGUCUGCUUCAGAAUCAAGCUUUCAGAGAAUCAAGGUCUUUGUCUGUUGAAACAGCUGCCUGAAAAAAUGACAUUCAGAGUGCUUAUGGCUCUAGUGCUCCCCCUGUUGGUUGCGAGUGACUCAGUUUCUCAGACCGACUGCUCUGAUAUCUCCACUAAUGCAAAUGGAGUUUACACCAUCUACCCUGCAGGUGACACACCUGUACAGGUGUACUGUGAUGUGGGCUGUGAUGGACAAGUAGAGUAUAAGAAGUGGACGUUGAUUCAGAGGAGAAUGGAUGGCAGUGUGAACUUCUACAGACCAUGGGAGCAGUACAAGAAAGGAUUUGGGAACAUGAAUGGAGAAUUCUGGCUGGGAUUAGAGACUCUCUACCAGCUCACCAGCAAGAGAAAGUAUGAGCUGAGAGUGGACAUGGAGGACUUUGAGGGAGCGAAGGCUUAUGCCCUGUACUCUUCUUUCUCUGUGGAAUCUGAAGCCAAUGGCUACAAACUCAACGUUGCUGGAUUCUACAAUGGAGGAGCAGGUGAGAUAAAAUUAAUGAUAUGGAAAAUAAUGGAGAUGGAUGUUGAAGUGCAGAUUUUGUCAUGAUCGUACUUCAUCCUU